Messenger RNA from Ochotona curzoniae (black-lipped pika), 954 nucleotides. RefSeq names its product retinol dehydrogenase 16-like. Gene Ontology annotation, molecular function: oxidoreductase activity. The record is from RefSeq and is a predicted model, not a curated record. Bases 1 to 954 code for a protein of 317 amino acids. NCBI's taxonomy places the organism in Eukaryota, Metazoa, Chordata, Mammalia, Lagomorpha, Ochotonidae. The transcript has 4 exons.
AUGUGGGGCUGCCUGGUGGCCCUCAUGGGCCUGUUCUUCCUGGUGCACUGGUACCGCGAGAGGCAGGUGGUGAGCCAGCUGACAGACAAGUAUGUCUUCAUCACGGGCUGCGACUCGGGCUUUGGGAACCUGCUGGCCAGGCAGCUGGACAUGAGGGGCCUGAGGGUGCUGGCCGCAUGUCUGACAGAGAAGGGGGCUGAACAGCUGAGGCGGCAGACAUCGGACAGGGUGGAGACGGUGAUCCUGGAUGUCACACAGACGGAGAGCAUCACUGCGGCUGCCCAGUGGGUGAAGGAGCACGUGGGGGACAGAGGGCUCUGGGGCCUGGUGAACAAUGCUGGCAUCGUCAUGCCUUUAGCCCCCAACCAAUGGCUGACCAAACAGGACUUUAUGAAUGUGCUCAACGUAAACCUGAUAGGGUUGAUUGAGGUGACUCUGAGUCUGUUGCCCUUGGUGAGGAAGGCCCGGGGCCGCGUGGUCAACGUUUCCAGUCCUCUGGGACGCAUGGCACUAUUUGGUGGCGGCUACAGCAUUUCCAAGCAUGGUGUAGAGGCUUUCUCAGACUCGCUCAGGAGGGAACUCUCCCCCUUUGGAGUGAAGGUGGCCAUCAUUCAGCCUGGUUACUUCCAGACCAACAUUGGCAACGCUGGGAGAGAUACAGCAUCCGCACGCAUCAUGUGGAACCAGACCAGUCUCGAGAUCAAGGAGAUCUAUGGCCGGGAGUUUCUUACAGCCUACCAGAAGGUUGGUGCAAGACUCAGUCCCCCAUUUAAGCAGGAUCUGUCCUUGGUGACUGACUGCAUGGAGCAUGCUCUGACUGCAAGCCACCCCCGCACCCGUUACUCCGCUGGCUGGGACGCCAAGUUCUUCUACAUCCCUCUGAGCUACAUGCCCACCUGCCUGGUGGACGCCAUAUUCUGUCGGAUUUUCCCAAAGCCAGCCAAAGCCCUGUGA